AUGAGGAAGGUCAAAGGGUUUAGAAUGGGGAAACGGCUACUACGAGUCUCUGGAUGGAUCCGUCGGAAAACCCGGACCCGUCGUUCCGGGUACAACCGGUUACACUCGACCCGCCUUGCUUUGAGGCUGAGACAACCAAUCGCCAAACUCAAAAACUGGGGACAACGUCUCACGCAAAGUUUCAGACGAUUCGGGUCGUCUACGAGAGGAUCCGGAUACAAACACGACCCGGUUCCGAAGGGGCACUUAGCAGUCUACGUGGGUCAACAAGACGGUGACUUUCACAGAGUUUUGGUUCCCAUCGUCUACUUUAACCAUCCUCUGUUCGGUGAGCUACUCAGAGAAUCGGAGAAAGAGUACGGAUUCCGACACGAAGGAGGGAUCACUAUCCCAUGUCCGUAUUCGGACUUCGAACGGGUCAAGACCCGGAUCGCAUCCGGGUCGGGUUCUCGGGUGUUUCCGUGGAGCCGUCUUUGCCGCAAUUGA
Molecule: messenger RNA, 486 nt
Organism: Microthlaspi erraticum
Lineage: Eukaryota; Viridiplantae; Streptophyta; Magnoliopsida; Brassicales; Brassicaceae
Source: the annotation of a GenBank genome assembly